UCUCAAUUAUUUUUAAUGUAUCAACAAGAUGGGUUUAACAUGUUACUUCAAAAAUGGGCAAAUCGAUUUGUAGAUACUAAUAUAAUUUCUGAUAUCAAAUUUGGAAAACUUUUUUUUCUCAAGUUGAUG
Molecule: messenger RNA, 129 nt
Organism: Dentiscutata erythropus
Lineage: Eukaryota; Fungi; Glomeromycota; Glomeromycetes; Diversisporales; Gigasporaceae
Source: the annotation of a GenBank genome assembly